AUAGAGAGUGAAAAAAGAAGAAAAAAACAGACAAAAAUGGCAAAGGGAAAACUUGUGUCUGAGAAGAUUAAGCUCAUUCUUGCCUUGAUUGCUUUGCAAUUCUGCUAUGCAGGAUUUCACAUUGUGUCAAGAGUUGCUUUGAACAUUGGUGUUAGUAAAGUCGUGUAUCCGGUGUAUCGAAACGCGAUCGCUUUAGCUCUGUUGAGUCCUUUUGCUUAUUUCCUUGAGAAGAAUGAAAGGCCUCCUCUUACUUUUUCUUUGCUGUUUCAGUUCUUUCUUCUAGCUUUAUUUGGAAUCACUGCCAAUCAAGGAUUUUACCUCUUGGGGCUAAACUAUGCAUCUCCAACUUUUGCUUCUGCAAUGCAAAACUCUGUUCCUGCUAUUACGUUUGUGAUGGCUUCUGUUCUGAGGCUUGAGCAAAUCAACUUCAGAAGGAGAGAUGGGUUGGCAAAGCUUUUGGGAACUAUUGGGAGUGUUGGAGGAGCAACUGUGAUCACUCUCUAUAGAGGCCCUCCACUUUUUCACAACUUACUAACUCAAGGAAGUAGCAUCUUGGGGAUGGAUGAACCUACACUUAAAGUGCAGAACUGGAGAUGGGGCUGCAUAUACCUGCUAGGCCACUGCCUAUCUUGGGCUGGUUGGAUGGUUUUUCAGGCUUCUGUGUUGAAAAAAUAUCCAGCAAAGCUAACAAUAACUUCAUACACAUGCUUCUUUGGACUGAUCCAAUUCCUAGUCAUUGCUGGCUUUGUGGAAACAGACUAUCAGUACUGGAAAAUCCAAUCUGCAGAAGAACUCUUCACAAUCUUAUACGCUGGUGUUGUAGCCUCUGGCAUUGUCAUAUCUCUCCAAACAUGGUGCAUCCAAAACAGUGAUCCUGUCUUUGUUGCUGUCUUCCAGCCUCUCCAAACUUUCCUAGUAGCCAUCAUGGCGUUUCUCAUCCUCGGCGAUCGGUUAUUCUCCGGCGGGGUUAUUGGAGCUGUUCUUAUAACAUUUGGUCUCUACUUAGUUUUGUGGGGAAAAAGUAAAGAAAAGGCAUUGGAAGAAGAAGAAGACAAGUGUUUGAAACAGCCACUUUUGGAAGACCAAAAAGGGGACAAAGAAGACAACGUUGUUUCAGACAUACCAUGAAAAUGAAGUGCAAAAAUGUAUACAUAAGUUUUAGCAGAAAGAGUUGUGAAGAAGCAGUGGCUGAUCCUACGAGAUGAAGGAUAUGUGUCUUGUUAGAGAUAAAAGGCCACAAUUUUCAGCUUGUAAUACAAACUGUUCCUCUUUCUGUUUUUCUCUUUCUUUUUGUUCUUAAAUUGUAGUUUGUUUGUUUGUUACUAUUUCUUUGUUAAGCUUUCCCAACCAUUAACGUACCCUGUGAUACUAAAAGACAAAUAGAAGAUAAAAUGUAACGUGUUAAUGUGUUCC
Messenger RNA from Cucurbita pepo subsp. pepo (vegetable marrow), 1413 nucleotides. It is a transcript of the gene UMAMIT4, whose product is annotated as nodulin MtN21 /EamA-like transporter family protein. NCBI's taxonomy places the organism in Eukaryota, Viridiplantae, Streptophyta, Magnoliopsida, Cucurbitales, Cucurbitaceae. Gene Ontology annotation, cellular component: membrane. Gene Ontology annotation, molecular function: transmembrane transporter activity. The record is from RefSeq and is a predicted model, not a curated record.